Molecule: messenger RNA, 579 nt
Organism: Telopea speciosissima
Lineage: Eukaryota; Viridiplantae; Streptophyta; Magnoliopsida; Proteales; Proteaceae
Exons: 1
Coding region: 1-579 (192 amino acids)
Source: RefSeq, a predicted model, not a curated record
AUGUCUUCCAAAGCCUGCAGUACCGGUGUUCUUGAUAUCCCCUUACUGACUGGUGAUAACUUCAAGAAAUGGUUAGAAGAGAUGGAAGUCUUCUUAUGUCUCAAGGACUUAGAUCUAUGCCUUAGGGAAAAGAAGCCUGCAGACCUGACUGACUCCAGCACUACAGAUGAGAAAAAUGAAUAUGCUUCCUGGGAAACUUCUAAUAGGAAGUCUAUUGUAGUAAUCAAGAGUGCACUGACUGAAACACUCAAGGACAGUAUUAAUAUUCCUGAAACUACCAUAGAAUAUUUAUGGGCCAUCAGGGCUAAAUUUGAUUCCUCAAAGAAAGCUCAGGCAGGGGAUUUAAUGAGCAAGUUGACCUCUUCCAAGUUUGAUGGAAAUGGCAGUGCCAGGGAGCACAUUCUUGAAAUGAUUUCUCUGGGCAAUAAGAUCAAGGGACUGGACAUCAACUUUGAUGAUGAUUUCCUGGUGACACUGGCUAUAAACUCACUCCCUGAAGCCUACAAGCCACUCCGCUCCACUUAUAAUGUUUUGCAGAACAAAUGGGAUCUUGAUGAGCUGAUUAAAGUGGUAACUUAG